AUGAUAUUUUGUCGGCAGUUAUCGUGCCUGGUGACUCUUUUGUAUACCAGCGCAGGCGUUUUAGGAUACCCGGCUUGCGUGAAGGCUCCAGCUGGUGACUGCACAUACCCGUCUCUGAUUAAUGCGACGUCAGAUCAACUCCAGGAUGGCUUGAGUAAAGGAUGCUUCACGAGCGCUGAUUUGGUCAAGGCAUACGUGAAAAGAAUCCACGAGGUUAACUCGACUCUGCACAUGGUGUUGGAGAUCAAUCCAGAUGCAAUGCAAAUUGCCCAGAGUCUCGACGAGGAGAGAAAGAGGGGGAGUACUCGAGGACCUCUCCACGGCCUUCCCAUUCUGGUCAAAGAUCUGAUAGGCACAAACGACAAAAUGGAAACGGCUGCCGGCUCGUACGCACUCGUUGGCGCAAAAGUACCCGAAGAUUCAACCGUCGUGGCCAAACUCAGAGAAAGCGGGGCUAUCAUCCUCGGCAAAACGAGUCUCUCGGAAUGGGCGAACUUCAGAUCCUCGGAUUCAUCGGAUGGUUGGAAUGCGAGAGGAGGUCAGACAUAUGCUGCCUACAUUCAGGAUCAGACCCCCAGCGGAAGUUCUAGUGGCAGUGCCGUUUCUGCUGAUUUGGGGCUCGCUCUGGCAGCGCUUGGGACGGAGACAUAUGGAAGUAUCCUCUGGCCCAGCGAAAAGAGCAACAUUGUCGGGAUCAAACCAACAACCGGACUGACCUCACGGCAUAUGGCCAUUCCAAUCAGCGAACGCCAGGAUACCAUCGGACCCAUGGCCAGAACGGUUAAAGACGCGGCGAUGGUCUUGCAGGCUAUUGCUGGACAGGAUCCUAAAGAUAACUAUACAUUGGCCUCGCCAUUUUCCGCCGGUUUUCCGGACUAUGUCGCGGCGUGCAAAUCCUCGGGUUUACAAGGAAAGCGAAUCGGGAUCCCUCGCAACGUUAUUAACCAUAAUGGUGGGAAUGAUACUUUUGUUGUACCCGCCUUUGAAGCCGCCAUUUCGGAAAUAGAGGCUGCAGGAGCGACUAUUGUUGACGAUGCCAACUUCACGGCUUAUGAAGAAUCCGUCAAUUCGAAUACUUACAUCGAAAUGAUGGCUCUAGAUUUCAUCAGCAAUAUCGCAAACUACCUUUCCGGCCUGAAAAUCAACCCAAACAAACUUUACUCCCUGAACGACAUCCGAAAUUUUACACAACACGAACCCCUGGAAGAUUUCCCAGACCGCAACACGGAAUCAUGGGACAUGGCCGUGUCAGUAGGACUCAACAAUACAUCUCCGCAAUUCUGGUCGUUGUACCAGCAAGCCCUCAAGAUCGGUGGUGAUGGAGGUAUCCUAGGUGCUCUCACGCGGCAAAACCUAGAUGCUGUCAUACUGCCCACUGCUGUCGCUCCUGCAAUUCCAGCCAUGGUUGGCUCGCCAGUCAUCACAGUUCCGCUUGGCGUGUUCCCAGAGGGAACGCCUGAAAUAAAGGAUCGUGGAGUCGUGUACAGUGCUCCUGGGAUUCCUUUCGGAAUUAGUUUCCUUGGAGCGAGAUGGAGCGAGGAACAGCUGAUCGGGAUGGCGUAUGCUUUUGAACAGCGGACAUUGAAGAGGGAUCAGUUGCGACGCAUCAUUGAGCCGAAGACGGAGUUGAGGGAUGUCUUAUAG
This is a messenger RNA of Aspergillus chevalieri, 1644 nucleotides long. Its product is annotated as putative amidase. The transcript has 5 exons. Bases 1 to 1644 code for a protein of 547 amino acids. The record is from RefSeq and is a predicted model, not a curated record. NCBI's taxonomy places the organism in Eukaryota, Fungi, Ascomycota, Eurotiomycetes, Eurotiales, Aspergillaceae.